CUAUAACUCGUGCUCGUCUGCCAUGAAGCAUGCGAUCAUCGGGAACAAAUGUUCGAUUCGUUUCUUUCACGUCGUAUCGUGAAUAAUUUAUGCUUAGAGUGGGUAGAAUUUGCCCACUGCGUAACUGUCGCUUUGACACAAUGAUAGCGUUCCAGCUGUCGCUCGAGAUGGCCGGCAACCCAUUAUCUCCGAUCGCGUCCAACGCAUUCAAAUGUUGCCGACCUUGGAGAGCGUUUGCAAGUGCUACAAGAGCAACUUGCAAACAAGAAAGCAGCUUUACGGUCAAAAAACUCCUCAGGAAGGCAAGCAUGCGAUCUUACAGUCAUCGUUACAAGACCGUAUUCCUGCUCAGGCAAUCAAACGAAACAUUGACGAAAACCACGAGAGGAAGAAGCGACUCCGCCCCAUACUGUCGUGCAGCAACAACCCAAUCGACUUGUUUAACGUCAAUCUUGACACUCAGGCUUACGAUGCCUCGGAUUAUGGGCACGUUAUCAUGAAUGCAUCAUUAGUUUUCACAAAGGAAGACAUGUUUUGUCGUUUAGGCUUGCACAACGCGGCAAAUGGUCAUCUGCGCGAGGCCCAAGUGCUUGCUGCGGAAGGAAAACGACAUUUGAUUGAGAGGAUAUACUCGCACGUCAAACAACUUACUUUGUUGCAUCCGACACGCUUGGAGCAUGCCGAUAAAUACGCAAUUCAUAUCAUCCAGAUGCCAAGCACAAUGAUCGCCGACAUCAACAAAUAAAACUGAAGUCCACCAAGACAUGACUUGCCAAGGAAGAGCGGCCAAGAAGACGGGUGUUGCUAAUAAGAAGAUGCAGCUAGUGAUGAUUGUAGGGCAAGCCGGGAGGGUGUUGGGUCCCCCUUGGGUGGACGUCCAGUAUGGUGGCUUGCGGCUACGAGAGCAGCAUAUGCACGCGUUCCCUGUGAUUAUGCAAGAUGAAUACCAUUCAUCACGAACCUGCCCUUUUUGUUCAACCAACUGAUAUUGACAACCAACCAG
This is a messenger RNA of Zychaea mexicana, 1003 nucleotides long. RefSeq lists its product as uncharacterized. The transcript is spliced from 4 exons. Lineage: Eukaryota; Fungi; Mucoromycota; Mucoromycetes; Mucorales; Lichtheimiaceae. Bases 212 to 745 code for a protein of 177 amino acids. The record is from RefSeq and is a predicted model, not a curated record.